Mizuhopecten yessoensis (Yesso scallop) is the source of this 2556-nucleotide messenger RNA. RefSeq lists its product as uncharacterized. The record is from RefSeq and is a predicted model, not a curated record. NCBI's taxonomy places the organism in Eukaryota, Metazoa, Mollusca, Bivalvia, Pectinida, Pectinidae. Bases 213 to 1955 code for a protein of 580 amino acids. The transcript is spliced from 9 exons.
GUAUUUCACUUCUUCCUUUUGCACUUGAAAUUCUGCUAUAAUAAACAAUUCAUGGUGGUGGUGUUGGCGGUAGUGGGAAACACUUGUACGUAAUACACUUUCAACGUGUGUGCAGGGGAACCUACGGGCAGGCGCACACCGUGUAGCACGAGUAUAGUAUUGAUUGAGGCAAAACAGCGGCAGCAUCUAUUGAGGGAUCUACUCACCAAAACAUGGAGGAUUCAUCAUCGUCUAGUGUGCUUCUCGCCAUUUGGAUUUUAAUAUGCUGUACGAACGCCAAGGCCGCUAACAUCGCAUCAACUGAAUGGAAGGACUGGUAUGCUGCUCGUCGACAAUGUAAGGGGGAGCAGUUGGUCGAGUUUGUCGGUAAGAAUAAAACUGUUCGUACAGUGGUUCAGAACCUUAAUGGCGAACGCCACAAGCCCGCGGAACUGAAAAUGCAACACGUUCUGUGGACAGGAGGACACGAGGUAUACACACCAUGGAUAAGAGCCGAGGGUUGUCAUAGGGCUGAUAUAAACAUAAGCAACAACAACAAACCUAAAGAAAAGCAUACCUUCCGGAACAACCAAGCAUCGGUGUGUGCCAUGGCAUGUUCUAAAGGACUAUUCCUUCGUUUAAAUGGUGAAACCUGUGAGUGUUUUGUUGGAUUUGGUAUCCAGUUUAUAUCAUCAAAUCAGUGUAACACAACAUGCCCCGGCAACACACAGGAAAAGUGUGGAGGUCCCCAGGCCUACACCACCUACACAACUAGGACUCUAAAGCAAGAAUCGAUUACACACACUUGUGCUGCGAUAGUGUAUGACGGUGAAACAUGGACAGAACAAGCAUCAGAUUGCAAUCUACAGUUUCCAUUUAUUUACCAGGAAGAAGGUUAUUUGAAAUCAACAAAGAUUAACAAUACGAAGACAACGUGGAUGGAAAUGAGAGAAUAUAUAGACAACUCCCCUUAUAGGUUCUUCACGGAUGUAGAUGCACUGAAUAAAGGAAGGCUGCAUAUCCCUACAAAUGAAACAUAUUGGAUAUGUAUGUUCAGACGCAAAAGUAUUAUAUGGAACGACAGCCCAACUUUAGUUCAUGGAGACUUCACCGGUCAGUGUCUGGCGAUGGAAAGUGUGACUGUAUUGAGCUGGUUACUAAAAAAGAGGGACUGUGACGAUAAACUAAGGUACGUCUGUGAAACAUCAGAAGUGAGAGCUACUGUCGGACAAGUAGGCACCCCCUCCUCGACCAGCCCCCAUCCAUCUCACAUGGACGACAUUCGCAUCACCAUAGUUACUACCAACGUUACAACGGUGCUAACAACAGAGGUCCAGAGCCCCAAAGAAAUAUUAGGAAUGAACGUACAAAUGUAUAUUUAUAUCGUCAUUGGAGUCGGAUCGGCAGUGUUUGUGAGCUUUUUGUUUGGAUGUGGAAUCAUGAUUAGAAAAUGCUUGAGAACAACGCCGAAAAACAACAACGCUGAAGUUACGAAAACAAGCGUCGUAUCUUCUUCCGAAUGGCUGGAUACCAACAACAGCAUUGUAGGCUAUGAAGAGACCGAUGACAGCGGUAACGAUCCGGGAGAGGAACAUAUUUACAAUGAAAUAAUAGACGUGGACAUUGAUGUGAUACGGAUAAAUAAUUAUUCGGAACCUCUCCCGCUCAGAGAUCCCACCGUCACAACAUCUCGUGACUACGCAACUCCGUAUGACGCCAUCAAAAUAAAAGCCGGUAUCAAAAAAAUAAAGAGAAAGCGAACGAAAAAUUACAGUUCUGUUGGCCCAGUGUGUCCGGAUAAGGGUAAUUGUAGCAAAUAUGACAAUAAUGCCGAAGGUGACGUAUCGCGCGAUACAAAUCCCUACCACGUGUGUAAUUUGGAGGUAAAGGAGAAGGGUUCGGACGCUGCAAAAAUCGAUAAUUUAACAUCAAAUGUUGAUUUCGGCCCAAACAAAACUGAAUUUGUAUACUCGUAAAAAAUACCUCCGGAUAAUCGAUUUGUUUCUACAAAAGAGUUCUAAUAACUUAUGCAUAUAUGAUGCUGGAAGUCUUACAAAAUGUUCAGCUGGUGAACAGUUCGUGUUACGGUGCUAAAUAUAAUCAGCUUAUUAUGUGUAUCAGUUAAAUAUGCAGCAACUAUAUCACAAUGUUGCUAAAUGGCAUUUUAUCACUAGCACAGUGGCCCAAUAUGAAUACCAUGUAUCAAUGUCGCUAUAAUAUUGACAAUCAUCAUCGGAGUUCCGUGACUGGUAUUCCUGGUCGUGUACAUGUUUCCAGCUUAUUUGAAUCAAUAAUUUUGCAUACUAUAAUUAUACAAAAAUACUUCUUUAAUUCCUCGGAUUAUGUUCUAAUAUUCCUGAUAUUGCUUAUGUAUGCUCUUCUGUGAUAGUUAAUGGUGUCUUAAAUCAUCUAACUCAGAUAAUUUAAACUUUUGGACAUUAAAACGCUUGCCUAUUUCAUAACUGUGAUAAUUGUAUAACAUGUUAUUGUUGAACACUUUUUUUGUAUUAGUGGAUAAAUAUCCAAUUUAUUUCAAUGAUUAUGUACGAGUUAUAAAUGACAAAAUUUACAACUUUU